Styela clava is the source of this 480-nucleotide messenger RNA. The record is from RefSeq and is a predicted model, not a curated record. Lineage: Eukaryota; Metazoa; Chordata; Ascidiacea; Stolidobranchia; Styelidae.
AUGACUUGCUCUCAGAAAACUAAGGACCACGAAAUGCCCACUAACUCACUAACGAUAAAAGCAAUAUUCUCCGGUUCAUUAUUCUCUGUACUUUGUUUUACACUCAGAGCUGUUUUAAAUAUUUUCGUUGAAAAUAACAAGAAAAAAACUGAUCAUGAAGAUUCUGUUGUUCAUUGCCUUAUUUGCUGUCUCAGUGCGGUUCCAGUUUUUGGAGCAUGUGGACCUCACCAUUGCCAUGAAGCAUAUACUGCUUGCUGCUUUGAUAUCAAUACAAGAACUGGUGGUAGAAGCGAAGAAAUGUGUAGUUACAUGAGUGACCAAGGCCACAAGAAUGGUGGGCAUUAUUACAGGUAUUGCAACCGGUUUAAAGACAUGUAAAGCCUGUUAGCAAUCCAGAAUCAACAAUUGACUAACGAAGAUUUAUAAUUGUAAAGGACAAUAGUUGAUACAGGCUAAUCAGUAAAAAUAUAACAUAGAAUA